This is a messenger RNA of Macadamia integrifolia, 1465 nucleotides long. Its product is annotated as cytochrome P450 736A117-like. The transcript is spliced from 4 exons. Bases 490 to 1086 code for a protein of 198 amino acids. The record is from RefSeq and is a predicted model, not a curated record. Gene Ontology annotation, molecular function: monooxygenase activity; heme binding; iron ion binding. NCBI's taxonomy places the organism in Eukaryota, Viridiplantae, Streptophyta, Magnoliopsida, Proteales, Proteaceae.
UCCCUCGUUCAGCCAGAAGCUUCAGCCACCCCUUCCUUUCUCCGUCUUCCCUUCUCGAUCUUCUUGUUUCACGUCUCUCCUUCUUCUUACAACUUCCCUUCUCUAUUAUCUUCUCGAACUGGUUCGAAGUGGCGACCAAACACAGCUGCCGCUCCCUCGUUCAGCCGGAAGCUCCUCUCCAGUUUCUUGCUUCUUCCCUCUACUUUCCACGACCAACAUUGAUUUCAAGAAGAAGACCGUUAGAAGCCAUACUGUUUCAAAAAGCAGAGAUCUACACAUAGUUGCAGAACCUACCGCAGUACUCAACCGUCUCUCUCAUCACAGCCAAUAAUCAGUUCAAAACAAUUGAAAGCUCAGAUUAUAUAGGAGAAGAUCACUUGGUUUAUAUUAACUGAGUUAUUUAUAUAUUGGCAAAGUGAUGGAAAAAGAGGCAAUAACACUAAUUGAAAAAAUCCAAGGCUUUAGUUCAUCUUCAUCACCUCCUAGCAAAUGAUAACCAUCUAUAGGAUGGCUCUAGGGAAGAAGUAUGGUGGAGAAGAGGGUGGUGGUCCGAGGUCUAAAGGAAUGUUUAGGGAAAUAGGAUAUUUGCUAGGAACUUUUAAUAUAGCCGACUUCAUACCAUGGCUUGGCUGGGUGAAUUAUGUAAAUCGGUUGGAGAAAAGGAUGGAGAAGACUUCUGUAGAGAUAGAUUUUUCUCUUGAUAUUGUGAUUCAAGAACACAGAAAUGGACAUAGAAAAAAGAACUACCAUGAUAAUGAUGCAGGUACUGACUUGGUAGACUCACUCCUUCAGAUUGAAAAGGACAGGACCUCGGGAAUUCCUAUUUGGAACGAUAACAUCAAAGCCAUUAUAUUGGAUAUGUUUGGCACCGGAACUGAUUCCACAAGUAUACUUCUAGAAUGGACAAUGGCAGAAAUUUUAAAGCAUCCAGAAGUCAUGAAAGAAGUUCAAGAGGAAGUUAGGGGAGUCACAAGGGGCAAAGCGAAUAUUACAGAAGUUAAUAUAAAACAAAUGCAUUAUUUGAAUGCAGUGAUUAAAGAGACACUAAGACUGCAUCAUUCACUCUCAUUAUUGAUUCCGCGUUAAUUGACAGAAAAUGUCAAUAUAUAAGGGUUUGAUAUUCCAACCAAUGCAAUAGUAAUAAUCAAUGCAUGGGCCAUUAGAAGGGACCCUGUAUCCUAGGAUGAACCCGAGAAGUUCAAACUAAAGAGGUUCUUGAAUGAUGCUCAUAUUGACUCCGAUUGAGUGGGGAGGACUUAGAUAUGAUAGAAGCUACUGGUAUUUCAAGCCAUUUAAACUACCCUCUUAUAGUUCUUUCAACUCCUCACUACUAAUGGUGAGGAGGAAUUUUUGUGCCUCUCUUACCAUUUGUACUGCCCCACAUAAAUAGAUUUUUUUUUUUUUUGGUAACUGAGAUGUUUUUAUAAAUUCUUCUAUAAAUCCAUGCGAUAUUAUUAGUGCCUCA